Molecule: messenger RNA, 1242 nt
Organism: Coprinopsis cinerea okayama7#130
Lineage: Eukaryota; Fungi; Basidiomycota; Agaricomycetes; Agaricales; Psathyrellaceae
Exons: 3
Coding region: 1-1242 (413 amino acids)
Source: RefSeq, a predicted model, not a curated record
AUGAACAACGAAGACGCUGUGAACGCUUCUCCUCCGUCGCAUAUGGCGAGACAACAGGUCCUCACCAACUACGAGCUGGUUUCUGCGGUCAUGUCUUCCUUCGAUUGCACACUUAGUACCGCUGAAGGACGAGCGACUCUCUUCAAAGCGGCGCUCGUCUGCAAAUCUUUCACAGGACCAGCUUUGGACGCUCUCUGGGAGAGAAUUGACUCCUUUAUUCCCAUUCUGAAGCUCCUCCCGGGGCUUAGGGAAUACGAGUCCUCGUACUAUUUUCAUGGCAGUAUCGUGCUAUCACCAUUCCUUGAAUAUGCGAAGAGGGUUAGAGAACUUACUAUCCCUACUAUCGAGGAGGAAAUCGCCUUCUCGGGUCAGGUGUUCGCAAGGCUAGCGAAGCAACUGAACGGAAAGCCGCUGCUUCCUGGGUUAGUUCGAAUCCGGAUCGAAGACGUGGAUAACAUGGCGUCGAAUCUGAUUCCACUCCUUUCCUCACCCUCCGUGUCUGCCCUCGAGUUUCGCGGCGAAUCGCUUGCCCGAUCUCACCUCCAUCAAUCCCUCUUCCCAUCUCUUGACGUCGACUUUCCGUUCCUGGAGAGCCUUUCCCUCGAAGACAGCUCUUCAUCGUUCGAACACCACGACGACAUCCUCCCGUUGUUGUUAAAACUGACGGGACUUCAAAGCCUGGAGAUUCAUAUUCCUGGAACUAUUGUCCAGCCCGAGUUCCUCGAAUCUCUGGGCCGAAAGUUACCACGUCUGCGCCACCUUUCGCUCGACAUCACCCUUCCUCACUCCGAUUCCGUUUGCCCCUCUGGGUCCCAGUACGGACCUGAGAUGUUCCCAUCUCUCGAGUCACUCCACCUAACUCUGAGGGAUGGAUCGACGUGCCAUUUCCACUCUUCGUCGAUCACCAUCUGCUCCACUUUCGACCCGCUGCUUCUAUCCAGACUAACCUCGAUGACAAUAUUCAUGUCCCAGCCAACGGGUUCCGUGACUGAUCUGAAGCGGGUCCUCCUUCGUGCUCCGAACUUCCAGCGCCUUACAUUGACGCAGGCCAAAGACGACGUCGAGCACGAUCCUCAUCUCGAAGAUGUUCUUUCGCUCCUCGAGAUACCGACUCUGGAGGAACUUGUAAUCGACACCAAUUAUAUCGACUUCUCUGAUGAGCGCGAGGAGGAGACAUUGGCUCAAAUCCUGGUGGACGCCGCGAUUGAAGAAAUUGUCCAUCGGGAUAAACUCGAGCAUUGA